Molecule: messenger RNA, 2166 nt
Organism: Engraulis encrasicolus (European anchovy)
Lineage: Eukaryota; Metazoa; Chordata; Actinopteri; Clupeiformes; Engraulidae
Gene: slc39a8
Product: solute carrier family 39 member 8
Exons: 8
Coding region: 194-1660 (488 amino acids)
Biological process (GO): zinc ion import across plasma membrane; intracellular monoatomic cation homeostasis
Cellular component (GO): plasma membrane
Molecular function (GO): zinc ion transmembrane transporter activity; monoatomic cation:bicarbonate symporter activity
Source: RefSeq, a predicted model, not a curated record
UCCCUGAAACAGUCUUCUGCCCCUUUCUAUUCCGCAAUGCAUUUUGUAGGUUAGUGUUCGCUGUUUAUUUACUUCGCGCGCACGGGGAUCCCGGAUGCCCUAGUUGCAUGGCAUUAGCGUACCUCCGUUCCCCCGGGACGCAACUGUAAAUCUUUCCGUUAUACUUGGACUGCACUUUUUUGGGCAUCUCAGUAUGGCUGCUGUACUCGGCGUGAUUUUUUUCUAUUUUCUAGCUAACCAAUAUUAUGCGGACGCAACGCCCCAAAGUCAUUUUCUUAAAGAUUUGCUGCGCUUUUAUGGUAAGAAUGCAUCUUUGUCCACGGACGAUAUGAGAAACUUUUUGAACUUGAUCACGACCAGGCGACCGCCGUCUAUUGACAAUGAGGAUAAUCCAUUUCAAAACUCAGAGUGCAUGUCUCCAGAAGAGCUGCUUGAGUGGCAUGGUCUGGGGAACGUGUCAGAGCUGACCUUGUCUCAGCUGGAGGUCAUGUGUCCGGCCUUCCUGACCCAGGUACUGCUCCCGGCAUGCCCUUAUGUCGGCCCCGGAGACAACAAGCCUCUGAGCUCUGAGGUGUGGGGCUAUGGGUUUCUGUCCGUGACACUGAUCAACUUGGCAGCUCUGCUAGGCCUGUUCCUGGUGCCCUUCACAGACAAGCCCUACUUCCCCAAAGUGCUCACUUACUUCAUCGGCCUGGCCAUCGGCACGCUCUUCUCCAACGCAGUGCUGCAGCUCAUACCUGAGGCCCUUGGCUUUGACCCCAAAGCUGAUAACUACAUCCUCAAAGCCAUCGGGAUAUUUGGAGGAUUCUACAUCCUCUUCUUCACAGAGCGGGUCCUGAAAAUGGCACUAAAACUAGACCACGAGCAUGGGCACAGUCACGGCCUUCCUCCACCAUCCCAGCAGCAUCAGCAGCACGAUGGGGGUGGCGGUGGAGAUGGAGAUGGAGAUGGAGGUGGGGAAGAGAAGACAGACAUGGUGACCAUCACCAGCUUCAGCAGCAGCGUCAGCCUGAAUAAUCUCCACUCCAACUCCAACACGGUCAGCAGCGGCGUCAGCACCAGCGUGGCCAACCUCAUCAACAACGACAUGACCAACGGCCACGCAGCAGCCCCCGACACACAACAGGAAAGAGUGGUGUUCUGUCAUUGGCUGCGGGGCGAGCGGAUCUCCAACAUCAAGACGGUGGCCUGGAUGAUCACACUGAGCGACGCGCUGCAUAACUUCAUAGACGGCCUUGCCAUUGGCGCCUCCUUCACCGUGUCCAUCCUCACCGGGUUCAGCACCUCCAUAGCCAUCGUCUGCGAGGAGUUCCCUCACGAGCUGGGUGACUUUGUGAUCCUGUUGAACUCGGGCAUGUCUGUACCCCAGGCGGUGUUCUUCAACCUGAUGUCUGCCAUGUGCUGCUACCUAGGGCUGGUCCUGGGCAUCGUCCUGGGCAGCAACUUUGCGCCCAACCCCAUCUUCGCCAUCGCAGGGGGCAUGUUCCUCUACAUCGCCUUGGCUGACAUGUUUCCUGAGAUGAACAACAUCACGAACGCCGCUCAAAGGUCGGCCACGGAGAAGGCCAUCUUCUUCCUCAUCCAAAACGCUGGACUGCUCUCCGGAUUCAGCAUCAUCCUCCUCAUCACAAUGUUUGCUGGAGACAUCAGCCUGGGCUAGUGCACAGUAAAAUACGCCAUGUUGAUGCCACACUCAGAGAACUGAAUUUAACACUCAUGGUGAUGUUUCUACUCUCCAAAUUAGGAUUGUAUCGGACAGAGGAUGGAAUGGGAGAGGGAGAGAGAGGCAGAUACAGAGACAGGGUGAGAGGAAAUGAGGACAUAAUCGAUGGAUGGUGUGUCAGAGAGAGAGAAGAGGGAUUGAGAGAUAGAAAAAUGAGGAAAACAUAGAGUAAAGCUGUAGAUUCAAGUUCAUUUUUCUAUUUGUAUUCUGCCAAAGAACAAUGUAUCUACAAUGAUGUGUACUAAUCAACGGAGAAGGGGUGCACACAAUGUAAAAACAGAAAACACAAUUUUAUUUGUGUCUUUUUUCACUGGAAAGGGAUAUUUAUAUUCAAUUAUGUGUCCUUCUUUAGAAUGUGCUGUAAAUUAUUUUUCCAACCAUGCACUGUAUUGUCUUUUUGUGGCAACCAAGUUUCUGCUGUAUUUGAUCUAAACAAUGACCCU